Messenger RNA from Mus caroli (Ryukyu mouse), 3792 nucleotides. RefSeq names its product centrosomal protein 126 (gene Cep126). NCBI's taxonomy places the organism in Eukaryota, Metazoa, Chordata, Mammalia, Rodentia, Muridae. Gene Ontology annotation, biological process: mitotic spindle organization; cytoplasmic microtubule organization; non-motile cilium assembly. The record is from RefSeq and is a predicted model, not a curated record. Gene Ontology annotation, cellular component: centrosome; midbody; ciliary base.
GGUUGGUUGUCAAGAUGGCUGCGGCGGGGUCGCGGCCACCACCUCCGCCGUCGCCCUGCGAGGUCGCCGCCCUCGCCGCUGCUGUCGCCACUGUCGCCGAGGCCGCUGCGAAGCCAGGACUGCCGCAGCCGAGCCUGCGACGCCCGUGACGCGAGGCCUGGGAGACGCGCUGCCCGGAACGCCGAGGAGAGGACGAGGGAGGCCGAGCGGCCAUGCGGACGGCGCUGAGGUGAAGGAUGCUGGCGGGCAGGCCCGGAGCCCAGAGCGCAGGCGCAGGCGUGGGCGCCGGACCCCCCGACGCGCCGGGCGCCCGUGACGGCGGCGGGCGGCCGAGACCGGGCGCUUACCUAGAUAUGAAAAUCCAUCUUGAGAAAAAUUUAGAAGAAGAACGCCAGAUACUACUACAGCAACAAAAACUAUGUCGGAAUCGAGCACGUAAAUAUUUCAUGGAGUCAAACCGGAGAAGAAAAGCUUUCGAAGAGAAACGCCAAAAACAAGAAGAAAGAGAAUAUCAAAUUAGAGAACGGAUCCUGCAGCAGAGGAAGCAAAAGUUUGAAGAAGUUACUGAAAAAUUCCAGCGUGCCCACGUUCCUGUUUCUCAGAGAAGGAGAGCAGUUUUUCAAAAUCCAGUUCCUCCAUUAGAAGAGGCCCUAAAACAAAUUCAAGAGUCCAACUUAAAAUCAGAAGUAAACAUUCCUCUUUCCCACAGGCCAGCAACAAAUUGGCGAGCUAUAGAUUCUUCCUUGCCUUCAACAUUGUCAAAAAAUGAUCACAAGCUUCAAAAACAUCUCGUACGCAGAAUUAAUCGUAAUAAAGAAAUAAAGGAAAACAACAUAGCAAACCUAGCUACUAACAAAAAUGUGUUCCAGCUUAAACUGGAGGAGACACAGAAACUCCUAGAGAAUCAACAUUUAAGUGACUUGCAAAAAUUUUGUGAUGAAGUCAAUCAGAUAACCAAUUCUGAAACUCUCUCAAGUAUAGACAGUCUUGAGGCUGGAGAGCGUGAAGAAAUAUACAUCACACUUAGUAUGAAGCCUUCCACGUCAACCCAGCAGAACUCUGUUCCCCUUAAGUCAGCAAAUCUACAAGCAGCUCAUUUAAACUGCUUUGAUGAAGAUAAACUGUCAUUCUCUAAAACUCAGCAUAUAAACAAUUGGCUUACAAACUUAGAUGCUCAAAAUACUCAGCCUGUUGCAUCUUUUUCAGAUAUUUUAAUUAAAUCUAAUGUUCUGCCCUCGUGGGAAUGUUUAAAUAGUAAAGAACAAAAUCCACCUGCUCUGAGCAGAACUGUGGGAAGAACCACAAGAACUACUAGUGACUCAGUGGUCUUUGUGUGCAGUCCAUCCGUAGUUGCACUAGAUAAAAAAGGAGAAAACACUGCUGAAAGCAAUGUUGUGAGGACAAGUGAUCCCACUGAAGGAGCAGUCCAAAGGGAGAGGCCGCCACAAAUGGAGAGCCCAACAUUUAAAGUCAGUCGAGCCUGGACUACUCCAGAAUCUCUAACCCAGGAAACAGCUUCAUUCUCCAUCCAAGAGAGACCUUCUGAGUUAACUUGGGAAAGCAGAACCGCUUCAAUUCCUGCUUCAUCUGUAACAGUUUUAUCACCUAAUUUACAGUCAGGUGGGCCUUUAGCAGAGAACAACACACAAAUAAAAGAAAUUGACCCUGUACAGUGCUCUGAUAAGUUAGAUGAAUUGAAAAAUAUGGAACAUGAAAAGAUAAACCAUCUUAACUGUAAUAAAGAAAAGUAUUUAUAUUCACACAAUUUUCAGACCCCCUGUGCACUUCAAAAUUCUAAUUCAAAUGAUAGAAAACAAAAAGAGAGUGGCCCAUCAGCACCACUGGGUAACAGCGCUCCUGACUGUGACUUGCCAGACCAGCACAGCAUAAAACACAGUGUCCAUGAACAAAAUGGGGUGCGGCUGCUUAAGAGUAUAUUAAAGAAAGAAUCCAGAUAUGAACAUAAUUAUUUGAGAGCAUUAGUUAUGAAUCAAGGUUUUAAGUUUAGACACCAAAAGGCAGAAACUGUUAGAGAUAGUAUUGAAUUAACAAAACAGAAAGGGAAAGGUGCAGAAAUAUCAAAGACUAGUAAAAAGCUGCGGUGGUUUGAUGAAAGUGCUAACUUAGAAAAUGGUGUAGAUGGUUGCCACCCAGUGAGGAACAGAGCAGGAAUGGCUCCACGGUGGUUACAGCGCUGUCACACCAACAGUGGCACCUACAACCUGACAAGUAUUCCUGAGUGUCCUGUACAUUCUGCUGCUGGAAAGAAAGCCAAGGCUGAUUCUGUCCCAGAAAAUGCUACUGAUUUAGGAGGAUAUGAAAUAGACAGUGUGCCUUUGAACUCUUCUUUAGGCUUUAGCUUUGCCAAACAAGCCUGGUCGGCCUGCAGAAGAGGAGACAGCAAAGCCCCUGUACAUGCGAGUGACUCUAAGACUCAAAAGACUAAGCCUCAGAGAGGAAUAAAAUGCACUAGAAGAACAGGGUCUUCAAAGGUCCAGAAAGGACUUGUACAGAACAGAAAACCCACUGUCAGCCAGCCACAAACUUCAAGCAAAGCCAACACAGUGGCCCAAACUCAGGGUAAACUAAUUAUAACUCAUCCUCCACCUAAACCGCCAACAAACAUUAAAAGUGGUAAAAAUAUGCAAGUGUCUCCAUGUCAAUCAGCCAUACCUGAACAUUCUCAAAAUGUCAUGACACAGAGCUGUUUAAGUUCAACAUCUGUGCUUCCAACAGAGUACCAUUUGAACCAGGGGACUCAAGAAAGUAGUCUCCUGUUCUCAGACACCUGUUCUAACCUCCCUGCUGUGAGUCCAGCUCUACCAACUCCUUACUCUUCUGAGUGCCAAACCUUAGCAAAAGCCAAUUCAAAUGGCACAGCUUUCCUGAAAGACGGAGCAGUAUAUUGUACCCAUCGAAGUCCUGUUUGUGAAGAAAGCUACCAGUCUUUGACUCAUAGGAAUACUGAAGAAGAAUCAGUUCUCCCAUGGAGAAAAAAAAUCAAUGGACACCAAAAUGAGAGGACCACUGAUUCUACUGUUAGAAGAAGAAAGCAAAUUGUUGAAAAUAAAUGGAAAAGGCUGUUAGAACAGAAAAGGAAAACCUCUGGAUCUAUAGGAAUGACGUACACCGAGCAAAUAACUCAUUUUGGACAAAAUGUCCCACCAAGUACAACUGAACAAAUACAAGCUUCAAGAGGUGUCAAGACUGAAGAAGUUUCAGAUAGUACUUCUGAGUUUUUGGUGGCAGAAAACCUCAUGGAUUCUUCAGUGCCUGAAGAUGAAAUUCUGACUGCCAUAAACAGCAAGCAGCUACAGAAACCAAAUCUGUCCCAACCAACCAAUGUCUGUGCCCUAUCAGCUGAAGAGCAGAAGAUCCUGGAGUCUCUCCAUCACCUCGAUGAACGGCUAUACUAUGUACAAGAAGCAAUUCGCAAAAACCCUUCCAUCAAAAAUACUUUACAAUUAAUACCACUUCUGAGCAGCCAGCCAAGGGCAAGUCUGUCUCCUGAGGUUGGAUCCACAGUGCAAAGAAAAUAUUGAUAAGCUGUGAUAGUCACCAAUUAGUGGAAUCAUUAUGUUUGAGAAUUCCUGUAAAUAAGUUCUGUACCUCUGCAUUUAUUAAUGAUUUAAAAUACUAGACUUUUAUGCUUAUAAAAGUAAAUCAUAAUGUACUUAAUGAAAAUGAAUUUACUAGCUUAUAUUUAUGCUACAAAUUAUACUUUAUUAUGUAUUUUCUUGAUACAUUUUUAAUGAAUGAAAUAUUUCAUUGUUUUCAAUAAGCAUGCUAUUG